CACAGUCGCCGCAGCCAGCUAGCUAGUCCUCGACUCCUCGUCAUUCAGUGUCUGUGCAGACGUCGUUGAGGCAAGAAGGUGCGUGAGACCGAAACGGUCUGGCCUUCCGUCAGUGGCUUUUCGACUCGAGCGGACUUAGCCUGAUCUCGAGGUUCCGAUGAGAACGUUUCGCAAUGAAUGAUUUCGGUCUUUUAAGAAGUGUUUGAAAUAAGCGCGACUCCAAUUCAAGAGACUCAUUUUAACACUCAAAACUUUAGAUAUCGUUUUGAAGUAACUGAAACAAAGUCUUCGGAUUUUCUCAAGACAAUUUAAGUUCAGACGAAAAAUGUAAAGGAAACUGUGUAGAACCUAACUUAUGAAAUUAAAUUUGAUAAAUAAGAUUAAAACAGAAAAUAAUUUAUUUACGUUUAACAUGAAAGUCGACGUAAUUAACGCAAAUGGCGUGAAUCUGUAUGAUUUUGUAAACACAUUUCACCAUUCAAAGACAACUUAACUCGGACUGAAUUUUUGCGGUUGUCACAAUGAAAUUGAUUAGUGAGUGGCUGGUCCUGUGGAUCACGUGGUCUGUGAUCCGGGCCUCGUCACAGAUUAUAAACAACAGCAUCGAUGAUGAUUCCAUGCCAAAUGGAUUGGAAAACAGUCCUUUGGAUGAAGUCGUGGGCGUGGUGGGUGAACAAACGCUCCUUCCAUGUGAUAUAGAUCCGCCCAUCUCUAACGAUUCCACGCAUCUCGUUCUCUUUUACCGCAGCCCGGGCGGUACGCCCAUCUACAGUCUCGAUGCUCGAAGCGUUAGCCUGGACGCCGCUCGGCACUGGGCCGAGACAGAGAUCGGAGACAGAGCUUACAUGACCCUCGGGAAGGGCCCCAAAGGACUGAUUCUGGAGAAACUAACCCUAGCGGACGAGGGCGAGUAUAGAUGUCGAGUGGACUUCCUCGAGUCUCCCACGAGAAAUUCUAGAGUCAGGUUAAAAAUCAUCGUUCCGCCAACCAGCCUGAGGAUCAGCAGUGACCUCGAGAGUGACCUCUCCGUCAGCGGGAUGGUGGGGCCUUAUGCCGAAGGGACGCGCCUCAGCCUUUCUUGCCACGUCAUGGGAGGGAGUCCGAGACCAGAAGUCACUUGGUGGCACGAGGGAUCCCUGCUUGAUGACAUCAGCGAAGUCAAAACGGGACAGCUGACUAGGAAUGCUUUGGUUUUCCAUUCUCUGAACAAACAGGACUUGUACAAGACUUUGACGUGUCAGGCAUCGAACUCGGACCUUGUCGCUCCAAUAUCAGCCCGUGUCACCAUAGAUAUGGCGUUUCCACCGCAGUGGGUUCGAGUUGACGAUGGCUACGGCCAUGUCACAAUGGCAGAGGGCAUAACCCGACGAUUAACGUGCGUAGCCCACGGCUCCAGGCCUCCAGCGACUAUUACCUGGUGGAGAGGUGCAGAUCCACUGCUGGGACAUCAGGAAAUCAGAGAAGUCAAUGGAAAUAUAUCGAGCUCAACGCUGCUGUUUACACCCGAAGCUGCAGACGACGGGGCAGUGCUGACCUGCACAGCCUCCAGCCCCAGCCUUCCAGACGAGGCGAUCAGCAAUUCAACGAAGUUAUCUGUCCUCUACAAACCUCGGCUUCGGCUACAGCUUGGCGCAGACCUGGCCCUCGACGAUUUGGAGGAAGGGGAUGACAUCCACUUCAUGUGUGAAGUAGACUCCAAGCCGGUGGUGACUGGGGUGCAAUGGGCACAUAAUGGCGUCCCUCUGCACAACGACCCCCUAGACGGAGUCUCGCUCAGUAAAUCCAGUUUAACCCGGACCAGCGUCAGCAGAAAGGAGUCAGGUGCUUACACCUGCGCUGCGGCCAAUUCCGAAGGCUCCUCCACCUCUAAUACCAUCCAGCUGGGGAUCAAAUAUCUGCCUACGUGUGUGGAGUCCCAGCAGACGGUCUACGGUGCAGCCAGGCACGAAGACCUCCUUGUCCCCUGCCGGGUGUCUGCCCAUCCUUCUCCGACGUCUUUCAGGUGGGCCAUGAACAGUUCAACCGGUCUAGUAGAUUUAGCCCUAAAUCUAUACAACAGCACCGGAAGAGCCAGCAUCUUGAGGUAUACGCCGAAGACCCACCACGACUUCGGGGAUCUCCUCUGCUGGGCCAUCAAUGACCUGGGACUUCAGAAAGAUCCCUGCGUAUUCAGCAUCAUCCCCGCUGCUAAACCGGAGGCCGUGUCCGGGUGCGUGGCGGAGCGCAACUCCACAAUGCCAGCGUCCUACCUUGUGGUAUCCUGCGUCCCGGGUUGGAACGGGGGUCUGAACCAGUCCUUCACCCUGGAGGUGCGGCAAGCAGCCCACGAGGUCGUCCUGGAUGAGUUUCGCCAUGCGGCAGAACCCUUCUUCAUAAUUACCGGGGUGAAGCUGGGGAUCGAAUACACUCUGACGGUGACAGCCGCCAACAGCCGGGGUUCGAGCCCACCAACCACCAUAUCGUACACCGCCCGAGCCGCGUCGGCAGACAAGGUCGUUUCGCCCCACUCCCACAACCUCCUCCUGACGCUGGCGCCCUUCUUGGUGCUCCUCAUGGGCGUGCUUGUGGCAGUAUCCGCGUGUGUGGGCGUCGGUGUCAUCAUGGCUCGCAAGGGAAGGCAGAGGAAGAACGGGGCACAGAUUCUGUACGCGGGGCCUUUGAAAGAUACCCACGAUGCCCAUGAUGCCCACACGCUCAUUUGCGUCAACAAAGAUUGCGAGAAAGAGGAGCUGCAUCAGAUGCCAGAGAAGAAAGGUUCUCCGGGGUCGUUCUACGUGAAUCCCGGGUCUCUUCUGAAUAAUUCUGGAGGCCUUGGCGCGCAGGAGACAGACGUCCUCCUGAGGGAUCGCCUGGCACCCAUGAACGGAAUGGCCACGAUGGUGGGGAGGGCGCCCCUAGCUUCGACGGACUCCCUCGGAAGGUACUCCACGCACUCUUCCAUCUGCACGACGUCCUCCAAAACGUCCAGAUCGUCGAGGGCUUCGUCCUCCACGGUGGCCUUGAAUCCAGACUACCUGGCGAGGGAGGAAGCUGCCGCCGCAGCCGCUGCGGCAGCGGCCGUCGCAGGGGAUUCUGCUUGCACGCCCUUGGUGGCUCUGCCCAAGGAGAGUUCCGUCUAGUUGUUGACGUCUCUUUUCUUUUCUCGUGUUCAAAAGGAAAGUGAAUCGAUCAAUAUAUAUAUACAACGCGUAUUUACUUCUGUGGGCAUACAUAAGUGAGUUUCUCAAGUGGCCAAGAAAAUAAGAGCCAUUAGGUGCCGCCAAGUGGUCAAAAAGGCGCUUACUUACUUGUCUCUCGGACCUGCUGCUGACGAACGCAAAAUAUACGUAUUUCUUCAUGAGUGAAACGGAAUGAGAUGCGAAUAUGUUUUGUUUCAAAUCCGGUGAACAAAGUAUAGCAAACAAAAGUGACAAGAAAAUGACUUGAUCUAAUACAUUGCUGUACCAGGACAAGCACUUGGAGUAGAUGCAAGCGUCAUUUUUCGUCUUCCCAAUGUACUGCAUUAAAUGUGGUUUCGACGCUGAGGUCCAAGGGAGGUCAUAAUCGAGUUUUACUUCUGUGAAGUGUUUCAGAAAAUUAUUACUGGUGCUAUUCCAUAGAUUAGAAGGAUGGAGACAAAACAGGUGUAGAAGGCAGAGCAAAGGAAAAUUCAUUAGUGGGUGAAAAGAUAUAUUUAUUGAAGAUGGCAGUUUGGUAAAACGUGAGAGUCAGAGGAAGUGCUGAAUCUUUAUACGAACUUAAACUAUAUAUGUAUAUAUAUA
This is a messenger RNA of Macrobrachium nipponense, 3761 nucleotides long. RefSeq names its product synaptogenesis protein syg-2-like. NCBI's taxonomy places the organism in Eukaryota, Metazoa, Arthropoda, Malacostraca, Decapoda, Palaemonidae. The transcript has 15 exons. The record is from RefSeq and is a predicted model, not a curated record. Gene Ontology annotation, molecular function: protein binding. Bases 522 to 3119 code for a protein of 865 amino acids.